AUUUUCAGUUAUAAAAUAAGUCAUAGGGAUGUAAUGUAUAGCAUAGGAAAUAUAGUCAAUAAUAUUUAAAUUUAAAAAAUUAAAAUGACAUUAGGCAAGAUCUAAAGAAAUAAAUGAAGUAUGGACUUCAGUUAACAUCUAAUAAUCUAUUGUAUCAUUAAUUAUAGCAAAUGUCAUACUAAUAUGUUUUUAAUAGGGGAAAUUUGGUAUGAUAUAUAUGAGAAUUCCCUCUAUUAUUUCUGAAACUUUUCUGUAAAUCUAAUACUAUUCUAAAAGAUAGUUUAUUCAAAAAAGGGAAAAUAUAUAUUCAAGGGUUAUUAAUAAAAUUAAAAUAUUUUACUGCUUACUAUGGAUAUAAAUAACCUUUCAGUGCAUGCUUCAAUGAACUUCAGUUUAAAAAUGAAUGUUUUUACUUUAAAAGUCUAUCAAAUCAAGUAAAUAAAAUUAAAUAGAAUAAUUAGGAAAUCUAAAAAAAAUAAAAUCUUGAUUAAUCCAGUCAUUACAUUGAGCUAGAAAGCAAUGACUUUUGUCAUGAAUGAAACAAAUUUUGUGGUGAUACAAGAGAUUUAAAUUAGCCUAAUGUACUUUUCACUGUUGAGUAGAUAUUUAAAAAAAAAAAACAUUAAGUUUGCAACUAUUUCCUACAUCCCUAAGAGAACAUACACAUUUCUUACUAGAUGCACUCUAUAUUUCUUUAUGACUCCCAACAGUUUUUUUAAAAAACUGUCUUUCACUUAUGGAAAGCUGUUAUUCAUAAGUAAAAAGUCUCUUCAGACUACAUCUAAAACUUUGUAAGGAAAUGAUGUAAGCAGUGACUAGAAUUAUGACAUAGUGAACAUUCCUUUGCAUCAUCGUUACCACAGAGAUGUAGAACCACAGCAGUACACUUCAUUUGCAGGGUUUGCCUAGCUCCAAGAGGUUCCCUCUUGAGUAUCCUCUUCUCCAUCUUCAAAAAAGUCAUUAUUUUCUUUCUGAUUUUUGUCCAAGUGUUUAUGGAAUCAAGGAUCUGGACUAGCAGACCAUAUCUCGUCACUUGGUGCCAUCUACACAUGAAGUAUUUAAACCUGAAAAGUAUUUUAACAGUUUGGGUUUGAAGCUUUAGAUUAUGUUUAAGAUAUUUUGGUUUUAGUAUCUGAAAGAGUUAAGGUAGAUAUCUAUGUUAACAUUAUAAAAGCAUCUAGUUAAUUCUUACAGCCUCCUAAGCAAUAUGCAAUCUUAUUUAGCAGGUAACAUCAUAGAUUAGAAAUUAAUUUAAUUUAAUCUGAGUGGAUCAAAUGACCAGUGACUUGUUUAAACCAUUCUUCACACUGUGAAAUGAAGCUAUCUUUGUCUUUAUGAGUAUAGAGUGAACAAGUUAAAACUCUUGACUCCAAAUUUUAUGUUUGUUAAUUUAUGAAAACCGAUGAUUAUUUUGAAAUAUGUAAAGCAAUUUCAUUUAAGUAAACAUUUCUAGAGAGAAAAAGUAUUUAUGAUGGCUUUUUUCUCAGGAAUAUUAUAUCAGGUUUUGUCUUUUAAAAAUCACUACUUUGACUUCAUUUGAUUAAUCUAAGAAUUCAUUUUCUUUUUAGAAACAUAAUUUAUUGUGAAAGCCAAUCUUUUUAGACAUGACUGAACAUGGGCUUACACCUACUCUUACUGAAAUAACUCCUAUAGCUCCAGUUAUCAGUGGGAAUCCCAUGUAUCAGGUAAGGGUAGAUUUGUUUUGUAUUUUUUUCUAUCAUAACUGGUCAGAUUUUUCUUAAAUUCAGUAUUAGCUUUUAUUUAGAAAAACUGUCACAUUUUAUGAUUGGUCACUUAGUUUAGAAGUUUUAUCUUUUCACCAACAUCAAUUUAUCUUCCUUGUAUGCCUUUUAAACUUGCUUGAGACAUUUAACAUUAGCUUAGGCUACAAAGAACCUCCUUUUGUGUUGACUUAGCUGCUUUUUCAGCCUCCCUUGAUUGACUCAAAAGUCUUGGUGUUGUAUCUUAAAGUUUAUACUACCCCCAGUUUCUUCUGAUGAAUGGUUUUAAAACUUUAGUCUGCUCUAAUGCAGACUAAAGUUUUUUCAUAUUCAUUCAUAGAUGUGAGUUCAAAUUUCUAAUAUUUAAAAGUAUCAUUCUGAGUAGCAAUGACUUCUACUUAUAGGAUUGGUCUCAAGAAAGAAAUAGAGUGUAGUUUAGAUUUAGUGUUUACACAUUUAAAAUAAGCUAUUCAAGAAAAUUUUUAUCUACAUAUGUAAUGUGAAAAAGUCACUUGACUUUUCUUUGGAGCUUAAAAACGAGCAAAUACUGUGCUUCUAGCUUAUAAUUUUGUUUGGCAUUAUGUCAAAAGGAACUGAGAUAAAAUGACCUUAUUGAAAUUAAAAAUGUUUUUUUUUUCCUAGAUGGAAAAUUAUCAUCUGAACACCACUGUUGGAACACAGUAUACUACUAAUUAUUCACAAAUGAUGACUCAUCCCAAGAGAUAUACCAGAUGGAAUUCUUGUCCUCAAUACUGGAUACAACAAAUUAUAUUGGUGCAAGUUAACCCUGGGGAGACCCUCACCAUCAAGUCUGAUGAUGGGAACAUUCAAAAUAUUCAAGGACCUGCAGAUGUACCUCUGAUGUCACCAAGUGGCACUUUGCCCCCAAUAUACCUUCCUCCUGGUUACAUGUCUCAGGUAGUAGAAGAAAAUGGGAUUCGCAAAAUUAUUGUUGUGCCUCAAACAAUUGACUACUACACAACCAUGCCUGCUACUAUACCGCAAAUAUCAUACUUCAUCACACCAGCUUCACCUAUGUAUCCACAAGCCCCUCAACUGAUGUAUCCCCCAGCUCAAGGGGAAUUUCCACCACCUUACAUCCAAGAGCCUGUGCCAGAGCAGCUGCUGCCACCACCACCACCACUACCACCACCACCACCACUGCCACCACCAGCAGCAACAUUUAUAUACCCUGAGCAUCAUGAAACCUAUUCCCAUGGAAGAACAAAUUAUAACCAAUUUGAUGAAAGGGCUACUAAAAUAGGAGAACAUAUGAAGAAAAAACUGAGAGAACUCCAAGUUGGUGGACAUAGGAAUAGCUAUAUGGUUAACAACACUUCUUUGCUUGUGAACAAAACUAAUGAUAUUUCCAGUAUCCCUGAUACUCCAAGUACCUACACUGUGGACAGUGCUCCAGGUACCUACAGUGUGGACAAUGCUCCAGGUACCUACACUGUGGACAGUGGUCCAGGUACCUACACUGUGGACAAUGCUCCAACCUACACUGUGGACAAUGCUCCAAGUACCUACACUAUGGACAAUGUACUCCAACAACCUACACUGUGGACAAUGCUCCAAGUACCUACACUUACCUACACUGUAGACAAUGCUCCAACCACCUACACUGUGGACAAUACUCCAACAACCUACACUGUGGACAAUGCUCCAAGUACCUACACUGUAGACAAUGCUCCAACCACCUACACUGUGGACAAUACUCCAACAACCUACACUGUGGACAAUGCUCCAAGUACCUACACUGUAGACAAUGCUCCAACCACCUACACUGUGGACAAUACUCCAACAACCUACACUGUGGACAAUGCUCCAAGUACCUACACUGUAGACAAUGCUCCAACCACCUACACUGUGGACAAUACUCCAACAACCUACACUGUGGACAAUGCUCCAAGUACCUACACUGUAGACAAUGCUCCAACCACCUACACUGUGGACAAUACUCCAACAACCUACACUGUGGACAAUGCUCCAAGUACCUACACUGUAGACAAUGCUCCAACCACCUACACUGUGGACAAUGCUCCAACAACCUACACUGUGGACAAUGCUCCAAGUACCUACACUGUGGACAAUGCUCCAAGUACCUGCACUGUGAAUAAUGCUCCAAGUACCUACACUGUGAACAAUGAUCUGAACAUUCACACUGCUGACAAUACGUCCAGUACUUACACUGUUGACAACCCUCCAAGCACUUACAUCACUGAUAAUACGCCCAGCAAUUCUUCCACUGACCAUGUUCCUAGUACCACUACAGACACUGCUGUGCACCCUUCCACCAUUGAUAGUGUCCUGAGCCUUUCUAGCAUGAAUUAUGCCAAGACUUCCACUUCCGACAGUACUCUAAGCUCUUCCACUUCUGACAAUGUUCCCAACACUCCCAUCUCUGAAAGUGUUCCCAACACUUCUGCAACUGAUGAUGCUCUCAGUACUUCCCAUGCUGCUAGCACUUCCAAUACUGUCAAUGUUCAUGUUGAGAUUAGUCAUAGAAAGAAACAGAAGGCUAGAAGAAAUGGAGAUAUCAAGCAAAAACCAAGUGGAAAACAAAGCAAGAGCCCAUCAUCAAAUGAAGCAGAAAAAGAUACAACUUAUUUUGUUUUUGCCAAUGUAAUAUUUUGUUUGGGGUGCUUUUUUCUUUUACUUUUAGAAUGCAGAACAGAACAUGGAAAGUCAUGCUGUUUCAGCAUCAAGAAACCUGUAGUUUCCGAUAUUCAAACAAGAUCUGCUGUUAUUUCAUGGGAACUGCAUGGCUCUGAGAAAUGUGAUCAUACUAAAUCUCCUGUAACAUUUGAAUUGGCACUAUCCAAGAGCAGUAAAAAUGGAAAAUAUAAAAAUGUGUACACUGGUGAUGGACUUACAUUUACUCUACUUGAGCUACAACCAUCCAUGGCCUAUUUUGUAAGAAUUACAGCCAUAAGAGGCUCAGCACACAAAACCGUGUCUGAAGUGGUUAGCUUCACAACUCCAGGUUGCGAACCAGACCCUCCACUUGCACCCAAACUGAUUAACCGAUCCAAGAGCAGCCUGAAUUUACAGUGGAAAGGUUCCAAUGAUAAUGGUUCCAAAAUAAAUGGCUUCCUUUUGGAAUGGGAUGAGGGCAAAGGUGAAGACUUCAAAAGUUGCUAUACUGGUACCAUGAAACAGCAUAAGAUCCUUAAACUGAAUGCUUCUACAAAAUAUUCAUUCAGAUUAGCUGCCAAAAAUAACUUUGGCUUGAGUGAUUUCAGUGAAAUAGUAGUCUUCUAUACAUCAGGAACUAUGCCUCCAACUCCUUUGCCACCUAAGCUAAAAGAAGCAGGAAUCUGUACUUUGUCACUAGAGUGGUGUGCCCCAACUAACACAAACCUAAAUGAUAGCCUUACUUAUGUACUAGAAAUGGAAGAAGCAGGAUCUGGACUUGCUCGGGACCACCCAGAUGGAAAAUAAGUUAAUAUUUCAUGCACUAUAAAAAAUCUUCGGAGAAGUACUACAUACAAGUUCAGGAUCUUUGCCUACAAUAUGGAGGGAAGGAGUAACCCCAGUGGAGAAGUAAAAUAUACUACCUGUCCAGAUAACCCUGGACCCCCUAAAAAACCAUAUAUAAAGGGAAAGAUCCAUGCACACAGAGUAAAAAUUGGAUGGGAACCACCCAAAGAUAAUGGUGGAACAUAUAUUUCAAGUUACAGUUUAGAAGUUAAUGAAAAUUUGGAUGUAAAUUUCUGGAACAUAAUCUACAAUGGAACCAUGAGGGAAUUUCUAUAUGAUCACCUGCAACCUGGUACUACAUAUAAACUGAGAGUCUUUUGCACUUCGCCCAUAGGCCAAAGCCAGCCUUCAGAUACAUUGACUAUUCAAACACCUACCCUCUCUCCUUCAUCUUGCUGUCCUCCACCAUCGAAUGGUAAAGCCAAGUCCAAAGAAAACAGCAUCCAAUGUGACAAUCCUCCUCUUAAUAGAAGCUCUGAAGCACUUACAUAUGCCAAAAAGGCAAAAGAGAACCAAGAUGACACACAAGAGAACUCUGGCUCUGAAGCAAGAUGCACAUUUGGAUCUCAUUCAACGAGCUGUGAAACUAUGCCAGGCCCAAGCCCUCCUUCUCAAUGUGGUACACCUGUGCUUACCUGCAAAGGUUCAACCUGUGUUGUUAUUAGUUGGGGAAUUCCUGUAUGUAAUGGUGCUGAAAUCAUUGAUUACAGACUAGAAUGGGGACAAACUGAAGAAUCAAUGCACUUGAUUUACACUGGCCCUUGUCUGAGCUAUGAAGUUAAAAGUCUCAUUCCUGCAACUACGUAUUUUUGCAGAGUUCAGGCUGUAAAUAUAGUUGGAGUUGGAAUGUUUGGAGGAACUGGCACAGUAACCACACCAGCAAGUGUACCAGCAGUAGUACCAAUGCUACAUGAAGUUCAAAACAAAGUUCCUGCCAAACUGGCAUCAUCAUGCAUUGCUAUUCAAUGGGAGGAACCAAAUUGCCAUGGCUCUCCAAUCACCGGAUAUAACAUUCAAUAUGGAGACAGAAAAAUUCUGACUGUUGAUAGAGUAACAGAGUGUCUUCUGAAAAAUCUACACCCUGAUACCAUAUACAAAAUCAGAAUUCAAGCUAUCAAUCAUUAUGGACUAAGCCCUUUUAGCCAAUCAAUAAGAACCAAAACCAAGCCACUACCACCUGAGCCUCCACGUCUUGACUGUGUAGUCUUUGGACACCAAAGCCUGAAACUGAAGUGGGGUAACUCUUCAAGCAAAGGGUCACUUUCCAGCGUUAUAAGCUAUAAUCUGUUAAUGGGAGCCCGAUCUGGCAGAUUUUCUAUCAUUUACCAUGGACCUUGUCAGAUUCACAAAGUGCAAAGAUUGAGUGAAUAUACUCAAUACAAAUUUAAAAUCCAGGCAUGUAAUGAAGCUGGUGACGGACCACUGUCUAGUAUCUAUACUUUCACUACAACCAAAACCCCACCGGCCACACUUAAAGCACCUAAAUUACAUCAGUUGAAUAGCAGUGUUUGUGAGGUCAAAUGGGAGUCUUUGGAGCCAAUAAAAGGAGAUCCCAUUGUUUACAAUCUUCAACUCAUCAGUGAAAAAGGAACUGAUAUGAUUUACAAAGGACCAGAUACCUCAUUCUCCUUUUCCAACUUUCUCUCAAAUUCACAUUAUCGCUUCAAGGUCUGCGCUGGACGCCAAUACCAGAAUUCUGCUGGGUUACAAGAGAUCUGGGGACGAUAUAGCCCCAGGGCUUUUUUCUCAACCUAUAAGCAUCAGCCAGGGACUGGCAAAAGCGGUACAGGAAAGGGGGGAAGCCACCCUACUGAAGAUAAACGUGAAAAGCUCAGGAUAGAGAUGAGCGAUGAUACAUUUAUUCUAAUCCUCAUGAUAGGAUUUGCGCUAGUUGCCAUUCUUUGUGCUGUCACAAUUCAAUACUUCCUAAUCAACUAA
Messenger RNA from Pteropus alecto (black flying fox), 7142 nucleotides. RefSeq names its product fibronectin type III domain containing protein 3C1-like. Gene Ontology annotation, molecular function: protein binding. Lineage: Eukaryota; Metazoa; Chordata; Mammalia; Chiroptera; Pteropodidae. The transcript has 27 exons. The record is from RefSeq and is a predicted model, not a curated record.